AUGUUGUUGGAUAUUACCAGCACUGCAAGGGGCUUUUAUCCCUACUCCGAGCACGCGAUUUUCUAUCACCUCAGUCAGUUAGAACCAAGCUUUAUGGCGCAGGCAGAGUGGAUCGAGAAGCCAUGGCAUAAAUUUGCUAAACAGCCCAUCGAUCGAAUCAUCGACUGUAUAGCGCAUAUUCCUCGACUUUUGCACCAACUACAGUUGUUUGAGAAUCUGUCACCUGAAGAUCAGAGAUUCCUAGGGUUGAGUUUGAUGGCAGAAUUUCGAUCUCUGGAUACCACACUUCAAAGUAUCUAUUCUAUGCUCAAUGAUUCUGUCGAGGGUCCUUUGUACUGGUCUGCUCUUUCUCGCCAUUAUGAACCUGCGGAGGAGCCUUUGAAGGGACCCCUUUUCCCUAUCGCCUUUCACUUCCCCAAUGUCAAGACUGCCGGGCAUCUGAUGAUGUACUGGGCUACCUGUGCCUUGCUCUGGACCGGCUGGCAUGAGACGUACCAAAAACUGGAACAACUCAACGAGAAUCUACCGCCCGGUCUUCCUUCCUGCGAUGUCUUGCCAAUGAUCACGAAUGUCUGCCAAUCCGCCGAAUUUUGUUUGGACGAGACAAAUCAGCUCAUUGGGGUAUUCAUCGCGUCAACACCGCUAGCGAUCUGCAAGGCUAUACUCUCCAACAAGGCACGCCACCAGCAACAUUUUGCCUGGAUUCAGGCGACCCUGGAGCGUCUCCAGACCCGCGGGAUACGCAUCCUCAGGUACCACUGA
Penicillium lagena is the source of this 762-nucleotide messenger RNA. RefSeq lists its product as uncharacterized. The transcript has 2 exons. Lineage: Eukaryota; Fungi; Ascomycota; Eurotiomycetes; Eurotiales; Aspergillaceae. The record is from RefSeq and is a predicted model, not a curated record. Bases 1 to 762 code for a protein of 253 amino acids.